Molecule: messenger RNA, 5155 nt
Organism: Gekko japonicus
Lineage: Eukaryota; Metazoa; Chordata; Lepidosauria; Squamata; Gekkonidae
Product: A.superbus venom factor 1-like
Cellular component (GO): extracellular region
Molecular function (GO): protein binding; endopeptidase inhibitor activity
Source: RefSeq, a predicted model, not a curated record
UCCCUGACCCUCCGGACCGCCAUGGGGGGACCUGCCGCUCUCUACCUGGUGGCCGCCCUCCUGGCCUGCUUCCCCGCUGCCUCCUACAGCCAGCUGUAUGACCUCAUAACUCCCAACGUUCUGCGGGUGGAGAGUGAAGAGAAGAUCCUCGUGGAAGCUCACGGCCUCAACGGGCCCACGGAAGUGACCGUCACAGUCUACGACUUCCCACAGAAGAAGAAGGCCUUGUACCUGGUCAAAGCUACCCUGGACAACGAAAAUGGCAUGAUGGUGACGCCAAGCAUAAAGGUCCCCUCCAAAGACAUGAAGAAGGAUUCGAAGCAAAGACAGUACGUGGUUGUCCAAGCCAGCUGUGCCCAGUUCCAGCUGGAGAAGGUGGUCCUGGUCUCCUUCCAAAGCGGCUACAUCUUCAUCCAAACGGAUAAGACCAUCUACACCCCUGGAAGUGCAGUGCGCUAUCGGAUCUUUCCCGUGGGUUACCACCUGGAGCCUCUGAAUAAAAACGUGAUUGUCGAGUUUCAGACACCAGAAGGAAUCGUGGUCCACCACGCUUCGGUGGCCUCUGUUUCAACAAACACCCAGCCGUUCAACUUACCUGAGAUUGUGAGCUUUGGGACAUGGACGGUGACGGCCAAGUAUGAAGACUCCCCCCAGGAGACUUUCACCACAAAUUUUGAAGUCAAGGAAUAUGUGCUACCAAGCUUUGAAGUCAUUCUGGUCCCACACGAGAAGUUUUAUAACAUUGAUAGUGACGACAAUUUCAGAGUGUCCAUCACUGCAAGGUUCCUCUACGGGAAGAGAGUGAAAGGUGUGGCCUUGGUCCUCUUUGGAGUGAUUGAAGAUGGCAAGAAGCUCAGCAUCCCCGAUUCCCUUGACAGAAUUCCGAUUAUCGAUGGCGAAGGGGAAAGAGAUGCUGUGCUAACAAAACACGUGCUGCAAAAACAAUUUGCUGGCCCCGGGGAGUUCAGGGAUCUUAUUGGGCAUUACCUCUACGUCUCUGUGACUGUGAUGACAGAAUCAGGCAAUGACAUGGUGGUAGCUGAACAAAGUGGCAUUAAGAUCGUGACCUCCCCCUACGAAAUCCGCUUCACAAGAACCCCCAAGUACUUCAAGCCGGGAAUGCCAUAUGAACUGACGGCCUUUGUCACCAACCCUGAUGGCUCCCCAGCUCCAAAUAUCCCCGUGGUAUCGGAUCCCAUCGUAGCGGAGGCGCUUACCCAGAGCGAUGGAACUGCCAAACUUAUCCUGAACACGCCAGCAAACCAACAACAGCUGAGAAUCACAGUCAAAACCAGGCACCCGAAAGUCCAGGCCAAUGCACAGGCCAGCAAUACCAUCUUGGCCAACGCCUACCAGACCCAGGGACAGUCUGGGAACUACCUCCAUUUGGCCGUCACAGCCAGGGAGCUCAGGGCCGGGGAUAACUUGCCGAUCAAUUUCAAUGUGAAGACCAACAACCCAAAUGUGAUGAACCAGAUCCAUUAUUUCACCUACAUAAUCAUGACCAAAGGAAAGAUUUUCAAGACCGGGAGGCAGCUGAAGGCCGCGGGGCAGAACCUGGUGACGAUGUCUCUGCCCAUCACCCCGGAUCUCAUCCCCUCUUUCCGAAUUGUGGCUUACUUUCAAAUCGGGAACAGCGAAAUUGUGGCCGACUCUGUCUGGGUGGAUGUGAAAGAUACCUGCAUGGGAACGCUGGUGGUGACAGGUGCAACCGAUGCAGAUAACGAAGUCCACAGCCCAGGAUCAAGAAUGAAGCUCAAGCUGGAAGGAGACGCGAAUGCUCACGUCGGCCUGGUGGCUGUCGACAAAGCCGUCUACGUCCUCAACAAGAAGUACAAGCUGACCCAAGCAAAGAUCUGGGACACGGUGGAGAAGAGUGACAUCGGAUGCACAGCUGGGAGUGGCAGUAACCACGUGGGAGUGUUUCUGGAUGCCGGACUGGCCCUGGAGACCAGCAACAAGAUCACCACACCCCAAAGAACAGAUCCAAAGUGCCAGCAGCCCGCAAGACGCCGCCGCCGCUCUUUGCAGCUUCUGGACUCCAAGGCCAGCAAAGUCGCCCAGUAUCAGGACCGGCUGCUGAAGACGUGCUGUGAAGACGGCAUGCAGGACAACCCCAUGGGCCACAGCUGCGAGAAGCGGGCCGAGUACAUCCUCGAGCAGAAUGAGUGCAAGGCGGCCUUCCUGGAAUGUUGCCAAUACAUCAGGAGCAUCCGAGACGAGAACGCGCGGGAGGAACAGCUGGUCCUGUCAAGAAGUGACGUCGAUGAUGGUUUCUUAGCUGAUGACGAGAUUGUCUCCAGAACCGAGUUUCCUGAGAGUUGGUUGUGGCAAGUGGAACGUCUGACUGCACCUCCAAACGAACAGGGGCUCUCAUCCAAGACAGUGUCCGUUUUCCUGAAAGAUUCCAUCACGACCUGGGAAGUGCUGGCCGUGAGCAUUUCGGAGACUAAAGGGGUCUGCGUGGCUGACCCUUAUGAGAUCAUCGUGAGGAAGGACUUCUUCAUCGACCUGCGUGUGCCUUACUCGGUGGUGAGAAACGAGCAGGUGGAGAUCCGGGCUGUCCUCUACAACUAUCGGGAGGAAGACAUCACGGUGCGGGUAGAGCUGGUCCACAACCCGGCUUUCUGCAGCGCUUCCACCGCCAAGCGAAGAUACAGUCAGAUUUUCUCCAUCAAAGGCCUGUCCUCCAAGGCGGUGCCGUUCGUGAUUGUCCCUCUCCAGCGGGGACUCCACGACAUUGAGGUCAAAGCAGCUGUCUGGGGCCAGUAUGUGUCAGAUGGUGUCAAGAAGAAGCUGAAAGUUGUGCCUGAAGGGAUGCUGCAGAAGCUUACCACGGUCAUUGAGUUAGAUCCCCCUACGAAAGGAGUCGAUGGAGUCCAGGAACAGAAGGUCAUUGCCAAAAAUAUCGACGACAAGGUUCCCGACUCGGAAACCGUGACCCAACUCACCAUACAAGGAAACCCCGUGGCCCAGAUUGUCGAAGACUCCAUCGACGGGGCCAACCUGAACCAUCUUAUCGUCACCCCUGCCGGCUGCGGGGAGCAGAACAUGAUCACCAUGACGCCAUCAGUUAUCGCCACCCACUAUCUUGACGCUACCGGGCAGUGGGAGAAGAUCGGGGUGGACCGCCGGUCCGUUGCGCUCAAGCAGAUCAUGCAAGGUUACGCACAGCAACUGGCGUACAAGAAGGCAGACAACUCCUACGCUGCGUUUACUAACCGCCCGUCCAGCACUUGGCUAACGGCAUACGUCGCAAAAGUCUUUGCCAUGGCUAAGCCUAUCGAGACAAACAUCGAUGCCAAGGUCAUCUGCGGAGCUGUGAAAUGGCUGAUUCUGGAAAAGCAAAAGCCGGAUGGAAUGUUCCAGGAAGACGCCCCCGUGAUCCACGGGGAGAUGUUGGGAGGCUAUAAGGGUGCGGAACCGGACGUGUCGUUAACAGCCUUCGUCCUGGUGGCCCUGCUGGAGGCCAAAGAAAUCUGCAGACAGCAAGUCGACAGCUUAGACAACAGCAUCGCCAAAGCUGCUGAGUUCCUGGCCAGGAAGUACGAGACGCUGGAAAGGCCCUACACCGUGGCCCUCACCUCGUAUGCCUUAGUCCUCGCCGGGAAUGUGAACCACGAAAGGGUACUGAUGAGAGCAUCGACAGGUGGAGAUCGGUGGGAAGAGGCCAAUGCUCGCACUUACAACAUCGAAGGCACCUCCUACGCUCUUCUGGCCCUGCUGAAGCUGCAGAAGUUUGACGAGGCUGGCCCCGUCGUAAAAUGGCUGACCCAGCAGAAGUAUUACGGGGGGACCUACGGGCACACUCAGUCAACUAUUAUGGUGUUCCAAGCUCUUGCCCAGUACCAGACGGACAUCCCGCUCCGUAAGGACCUGAAUUUGGACGUUUCUCUUCUGUUGCCGGGACGUGCUGCUGCGAUCCACUAUAGAAUUGACUACGAAAACGCCCUCCUCGCUAGAUCAGAAGAGACCAAGAUCAACGAAGACUUCACCGUGAAAGCGACCGGGCAGGGCCAGGCCACCAUGACCGUAGUGACCUUGUACAACGCAAAACUCCGCGAGGAGGCUGCUCCCUGCAGGAAUUUUGAUCUGCGGGUGACCACCAAGCCCGUCCAGCUCCGUAAGGCAAUAGACGGAGUCCUUGGAGCAGUCGAGAUCGAAAUCUGCGCCAGGUACCUCCGUGAUACCGAUGCCACCAUGACUAUCAUCGAUGUCUCCAUGCUGACGGGUUACGGGCCAGCCACGGAAGACCUAAAGAGGCUUUCCCAAGGUGUGGACAGAUACAUCUCCAAGUAUGAAAUCGACACCGUCCAGUCCGAAAGGGGGAACCUCAUCAUCUAUUUGGACAAGGUUUCUCAUUUGGAGGACGAAUGUCUGAAAUUCAGAGCUUACAAGUAUUUUGAGGCUGGUCUCGUUCAGCCGGGAUCCGUCACGGUGUACAGCUAUUAUUCCCUAGAUGACCGCUGCACCAAGUUCUAUCAUCCGUCCCAGGGAAGCGAGCACCUCAAUAAGAUCUGCCACGGCGACGUCUGUCGGUGCGCGGAAGAGAACUGCUUCUUGAACAACCAAAGAGAUGAACCCGUCGACCUGCAGGAGCGAGUUCUGGAAGCCUGCAAGCCAGAAGUAGAUUACGUGUACAAGGCCAAGCUUAUUCGAAUUGAAGAAGAAAACGGUUACGACAACUACAUGAUGGAAGUUCUGGAAGUUAUUAAGGAAGGGAGUGACGUCAACCCGCAAGCCAGGCUCCGCAAGUUUAUCAGCCACAUGAAAUGCAGGGAGUCUCUGCAGCUGCAGGUGAACACGGAUUACCUGGUCUCAGGCCACAGGAAAGACCUGUGGCCCACCAAAAACGAUGUCAACUACCUCAUCAGCAAGGACACGUGGAUCGAGAGGUGGCCAAGUGACGACGAAUGCCAGGAGGAUGAGUUCCAAAACCUGUGCAACGACUUCCUCGAGUUCUCCAACAGACUCAGCAUUUUCGGCUGUGACAACUAACAGCGGAGACGUCGUCCGCGACAACUGCGUGAAGGCGGGACUGAGCCGACGAUGCAGAGAAGACACCUCCCAGCCCAGCUCUCCUGUUGUGCCCCCCACCUUGUUUUUAUAUAUGCAUUUGUAGAAAGAAAAAUAAAGAACAGAUUUCUGACUGUGA